This is a messenger RNA of Parathielavia appendiculata, 1107 nucleotides long. RefSeq lists its product as uncharacterized. The record is from RefSeq and is a predicted model, not a curated record. NCBI's taxonomy places the organism in Eukaryota, Fungi, Ascomycota, Sordariomycetes, Sordariales, Chaetomiaceae. The coding region runs from base 150 to 692 and encodes 180 amino acids. The transcript has 3 exons.
GGCAGCUUCCACAACGGUUGAUAUAACCCGAAAUCAGAGUCUUCCAUAGGCUCAUCCAUUCUCUAUCCUCGCAUGGUUUUGGAACGGUUGAGCCCUCGAGACGCAAUUCAACCUCCCGAUCUCACUGUGGACUUGAUAACUUCGCGGCAAUGGAUUCUGGUAAACGGGGCGGCUUCUUCAGUGGGCGGAUCGCCCGGGCCGUUCUUACGCUCAACAACUUUGUUAUUCUGGCCUCGUCUGUCAUCAUCACGGCACUUAUGGCGUAUUUCGUACGCCGUGGCCUCAGAGGCAGGCACAACAUUUACAACCUUGUCAUUGGAGUGAUCACGCUUUUCUUCUACUUAAUCGCCAUGGUUCUGCCGUUCAUCAAGUCGUACCGCGGCUACAUGGUGCCGCUGAACUGGGUGCUGUCGUACCUGUGGCUCACGUCGCUCAUCUUCACGUCGCAGGACUGGAGCGGCGGACGGUGCCUCCCCUUGUGGUGCGGCCGGAAGCACACGGUGCAGGCCUUCUACAUCAUUGGAUUCGUGUUUCUUCUCUCCAAUACCAUCCUGGAGACAUUGAUGUGGGCAACCCAUCGGAGGAAUCGGGUUGCUGGCGACCAUGAGAAGGACCGCCCGCUGACCACCACCACCGGAGGCGCAACCACGGUGCCGACAGAUGGACAACAGACAACGACCGCCGCGGUUUGAGGUGUGGUGUAACUUUCGGAGUGGCCACGUGUGCGGCGGUGUGGCUCUGGAAACCUAAGUUUACGUUUGCUUCAGCAGUACCUCCGUCUGAGUUGCUCGCGGGGCAGUUUGCGAAUUACCUAGUUAGCCCUUGGAGGCAACUUCCAUUCUUGGUUUUGAGGUCAGACGGGCAUGUUUGGUUGAUGAAGCUCCUCCAUCUCUCAAGCCGCGUGAUUAAUCUAGGCGGUGCACAGUUUGCGGAGGGAUCGGUGGUUGGAGGAUUUGGUGUAUCUUCCUCCGGGUUGGUUUCUUAAGAUGACUUCGAGCUUGUUAUGUCAUUGCCAGGCAUCUUGCUCGAUGUGAAUAAGGUAGUACCUUCGCGAUAGUUGCCACCUCAGGAUUUAACUCAAAGACAAGAGUUGCCAGUUGGCUUAAG